Molecule: messenger RNA, 9505 nt
Organism: Cinara cedri
Lineage: Eukaryota; Metazoa; Arthropoda; Insecta; Hemiptera; Aphididae
Source: the annotation of a GenBank genome assembly
CUCUAUACAUACUUAUCAGUCGAAAAACUGUUGUACCAUUAUACAUUUUUCUAUAUUUUGAAUAUUUACAUGACAAAAUAAACAAAAUAAAUUUACUCUGCCAUGAUAAAAUAGCUGUAACAUAAAUUUUGAUUCACUCUGUAUAGUCACAUACAUUUAUUUCAAUAUCUUUUUAGUUUUUCUUUUCAUUAAACUUUUUAAAUAAUUAAUAGAUAAUAGUUCCAAAUUUGAAAUCAUGAUUAAAAUCAUAAGAAGCCAAUUGUCCCAAUUAUUAAUCUUCCGAAUGUUUCCUUUUACCUCUAGUAAAACAAUUGAAUCGUCAAAUUAUUUUUGUAAGUUGUCUAAAGGUCAUAAGUAAUACUUAUUAUUAAAUGUAUUUCUUAAAUCAACAAAAUCAUUUUAUUAAUAAUAUUGAAAUGUUGAAGGUAGAACAAAAUCAGACCAGCUAUGUCAACUAAUUAAACAAAAUCGCAGCUUUGUCAGCACAUCACCGCCAUCAAUUACAAUCAUCGAUUAUCAUCGUUUCAAGAAAUUUCUCGACCAAAAUGAAGCAUUGAUAAUCGAUGUACGAACCAAAGAAGAACUCGCGGCGACGGGUAUUUUACCAAAUAGUCAUAAUAUUCCAAGUAUGCAAAUAAAAUAUAUAUUUGUAUGGCAGGUACUAUGCAAUAAAACUACUGCAGUAAAACAUAAAUAUGCAUAACGUUAUAAUAAAUUGAUUAUUACUAUUUACUUUUGGUUUUUAUAGUUGAUGAAUUAAGUACGGCGUUUAAAUUGACACCUAAAGACUUUUUAAAUAAAUACAACUUCCCCAAACCAGAUACAAAUAUAAAUAUUAUAUUUUCCUGUGCCAAAGGAAUAAGAAGUUCAAAUGCUUGUAAAGUUCUUGCAGAAUUAGGUUAUACAAAGUAAGUAUAUACUUAUAAUACUUUCACUAUACAAUUUUAAUACAUUUUUGUUUUGAAUAUUAUAUGAAUACCCAUUAAUAAUUAUUUUUCAGUCUUUUUAACUAUAUGGAAGGAUGGUACGGAUGGGAAUCUCGGCAUAAAUAAAACAACAAUUAUAUUUUAUCUGAACUAUUUCUUUAGUAGGUAAAUACUACUAUAUUUCACGAGAUCUUAGCAGAUUAAAUUUCUUUGAUUUUUUUUACUAAUAGGUUACUAACAGUAAAUACCAAUGGUAAAUCAACUUGAAUAGUCUUAGAAGUUACAGUAUGUAGUAUUAUACAUUCUUGAAACAGCAUACAUUUAGGUUUAUGUCUAUUGCAGAUGUGUUUAAUGAUGUUACUCAAAUAGAUAGUCCAAUUCAAUUUAUCAUUCUUUCUAUAAAAGUUUUAUUAUUCAACUUUUAAAAAACAAAUAACAAUUUUUACGAAAUGUUUGAAUUAUUUGCUUAAUUUAUCAUUAAAAAUACAUUUUUAGAACAAAUAUUGAAAAAAGUAUCUUACAUUUAGUAGAUUAAUCUAAACCUGUGUUAUAUUUUUAAUAGUAACAAAAGUUACAAAAUUAUAUGGUCUCAAUUUAUACUCAUAUAGGUAUAGCCUUAGGGAUAUUGUUUUUUUUUUUCAUAUUUUUAACAGCUAUACAAAUAAUAUAUCACUCAACACUAGAUAAUUAAUGUAACUUUUUUUAAAAAAAACUUAUAAAAUUAGUAUAAUUUACAUAAAUUUUGUUUUUUACACAAUAAACACAAAGAAUCUAGGUGUUAAAUGAUUUUUUAUUUUUUUCUCUCCUAGAAUCCAUUCUUAAUAUUUUUGAUGAAGAGCAUUUAGUGACUACUCGUAAAAAACUUAUUUUACGUAUAUACUUAUAUAUAUAUAUAUAUAUAUAUAUAUAUAUAUAUAUUUCAUAUUAUAUUUUGUGUAAUAAAAAUUUUUAAUCGGAAAUAUUAUAAUUACAUUUAUUGAGUGAAUAAUUAAUUAUAAGUGUUGAACUUGUCACAAAUUAAGUUUAUUUUAAAAAAUAUUGAAUACAUCACAUUUAGUAAUGGAAAUGUAUACAUUUUUUAAAUCCAGAUUUUUUUUCAGAAAAUUGUAAUUAUUUUUAAAAAAUUAUAAAAUUAUUGGUGGUAUCAUCUAAUUUUUAUUUUAUAAGCGAGUCUAAAUAUCUAAUCAAGUAAUGUGAAGAUGCAGACUUAGUUAAUUAAAAAACAAAUUGGAUAAUUCUGUUUAUGUAACUGUUUUAUAAUUUACUUUUUUAUUUUAUUUUAUAUUUACCUUUUAAACAAUUUUUUUUGUUUUCUAGGUAUAAUUAUUUUAUCUAAAAUUUACUUAAAGAUAUGCAACUUUUAGUAUUAUCAAUGAUAUAGUUCACAUUUUACAUAUCUAAACAUUUCCAAUUGUAACAUUAUUUCCUUCAGCAGAUCUUUAUCUCCCACCUUAUUUUAUUAAUGACAUUGAUCUCUGUACUUGUUACUUUAAUUUACAAUCUCGGAUUUAACUACUCCCUUAACCUUUGUUUUAGUUCUCACAUCAAUAUGAUUGUGAAUAGAAUACUUAAGACACUUUGGUUCAUCAUGCGCAACACUAAAUUAUUUAAGUUAACUAAAUGUCUGUGUACUUGAUAUUUCACUCUUUUAAGUUCCCUUCUUGAGUAUGGAUCCAUUUUAUGACAACCAUACAUAGUUAAAGACCAGAUACAACUUGAAUAGGCCGUUAAUAAGUUAUUAAAUUUUAUCACUUUUAAAAACAAUAUUCCUCAUGAAUCUCAUGAUUACACCAAUAUUAGACAGGUUUUAAAUAUUCCUAAAUUUGCCCCAUAUUGUGUUAAAAUUGGAUCUAGACUUCCUAUUUUGUCUUAAAUGUUUCUCUGAACCCUACAUAAUUUAUUGUCACUAUACCAUAUAAGUUACCUUCUCAUUCCUCAAGAAUUUAUUUGCUGAUCUAUUUAUCUAGACAUAAAACCUCAUAUUAUGGUCACAACCAUGUCUUGCAUUGUAUGCUCAGAAUUGCAAAUAAUAAUAAAUCCUUAGGCCACUUAAUUAUUAUUAUCUAAAUAUUUCUUUUUAGUUUAUUAGUAUAUUUUGCAACAAAUUUUUUGUUUAUACUACCUUUUGCUUUUGUUUUAUUAUUUAUCACACUCGCCCUAAUAUUAUAUCUGUAUUUACAAUAUUGCCAUUUACAUGGUGUUUAAUAAACAAUAAAUAAAUAUAGAUAUUGUUUUGGUAAGGUGACAUUUUGAUCUGUUUGAAAAAAAGUUUAUUAAAUAGCCCAUUAUCCUUAUUUUAGAUAUGUUGAUGAUACAUUAAUUUUAUUUUGAAUAUCAAUUGGGUAAGCUGUUAACGUGGUAAAGUAUAAAUAAGCAAAUAAAAUUUGUACUUUAAGAAAAUUAAUUUCUUAAUGCUAACAAAUAACAUAGUCUAUAUUAUAUUCAACUAUAGUAGGUAUGUACAAAAAGUCUAUCUCAAUACUAUAAUUCCAAUCAUCUAUACUCGCAUACUCUCGUUUUUAAUUCUAUAUUAUAUAGACUCGAGUGAGUAAACAUAAUUAUCACUAUGAACUCAACUAAUAUUAUCCAUGAUAAUAUGAUCAUAAUAAUAAUUUCGAUAUGAAACUCGUAAGAAAAAUUCACAAUCGUAUAAAAGUUAAAAUCAUAGACCUAUAAAAAAAAGGUUUAUGUAGUAUGAUUUAUUACAAUAACAUUUUAUUUGCAAAAAAAUUAUAAAAACAAAAAUUAAUUUUUACCUACUUUUACAUUAACUUCAGUUAAAACAUUCCCCAAAAAUCCAAACUUGUAUGAUACAAAAAAUAAAUUAAUCAAAAUGCUCAAGAUUAAAAUAAAGUCAAGACCAAAGCCUUUAUAGUCUAUGAGUCAAUAGCCAAUGCCAAAUUAUUUUUUAAUUUAUUAAUUGACAAUCAAAAUUGUGAUAAAUGAUAUUUCACCCAAUGAAAAAGGCGUAGCUGGACUCCACCUUUGAGUAAACUUCCCUAUAGGAGUAUAUAAUAUAUAUUAUUACUUUAUUAUUAAAGUCAUGAUUCGUUCCGGGUUCUGAUAGCAAUAUUUGAUAAGAGAGUCCAGUAGUAAAUAAUAUAUUAUUUAUUAUCUAAAUGUAUAUUUAUUUAAUUUAAAUUUAUGGACCACAAUGGAUAAUUCUAAAGAUCCUAGAAUUCUCCAGUAUUCUCUAGAUAAUACUAUAAUAGAUUACUCUAUUUUCUAUUCCGUGAUAUGUCUGUAAGUUGCUGGUGCUGACAUACUUACCUGUUUAAUCAAUUCAUGUUUAAUGUUUGAAUUGAUUGAUCAAACCAUAAAUUGAAGUAAGCAAAUGUAAUAAUAAUUUUUAAUGUAGAUAUGAUCACUAUAAAAUAUAUGGUGGUCGGGAAACAAAGAAAGAAACUUUAUUUAGAACAUGAAUUCAGACAUUAUAUUUAAACCCAGAAAUGAAAAAUGUUUUUCCUAAACACCAUCAAUUUAAUAUCUAUACAGAGGUACCUAUGUUUUAAAUUGUGCAUUAAUAUUUGUGUAUUGUGUUUUAAACAAUAUGUAUUGUUUUAAAUAUUUAGUAGACAAUAAAUAUAUUGGUUAUAAAUUAAUUUUUCUUUUUUAAUGCCUUAUAGGCAUUAAGGUCUUUUAUACUUCCACUAAAUCUUUUCACUCAAACGUUUAAUAAAUUAUUUAUUUCAAAAUUGAAAAUAUCUUAUCAAUAUUGUACAAUGUUCAUUCUAUGUUAUAAUUAAAUCCAGGAGUUAUUUUCAGAUCAAUAUCAUUGGUUUUUAACUAUUUUAAUUUUAUAAUGUUUGUGCUGAUUUAAUAUUGAAUCUACAACAUAGUAUUACUACCAAUAAGUAUACUUAUUAAACGAUGUAUGUAAAAUUACAAAUAAAUUUGUAUGGUAGUAUUAAAUCAUUUAACAGUAAAAUGUUUAGCAAAGAUUAUUUAUUUUUUAAAUUUUCCCUGUAUUAUUGCCAUUAUUCCUCAUCAUCCAUAAACUAAUUUGAUAAAACCUUAGAUUAUUACAUGAUCUAUAGGUAAUAUCUAAUUGGAAUAUAGAGAAAACCUUAAAUUGACAUUCUGUUCACAUCAAUUUUUCAUAAUUUCGGUUUUUUAGAAUUGUCAAAUAUACUAUACAAUUUCAUAAAAAUGUACAUUUUUAUUAGAGUAUCAUUUAUCAUAUGCUCUCCAUUAGAUAUGAUUUUUGUUAAAUUUCUGAUAUUUCCAUUAUAUUAAGUACAUACUAUAUUUUAGUGUAAAAACGUCUAAUAUGUUUUUAUGUUAAUAAAUUAUUAUUAUGAUAGUAAUAUUUUUAGAUCCAAAGAAAAAAAUGGAAAUAUCUAAAACUGAACCGAUUGAAAUAAAACAAGAAUUGGAUUUAAUCGAUGGCUGGAAUUAUUACAGUGAGAUUACUAUUGAAAGAGAUCCUAAGGAAUACAUUUUAUAUAAAGAAUAUAACAAAAACCAAUCGCAGCAGUGAGUAUUUUUAAAUUGGGUUUUUUUUAUAGUUUCAGUUGAAAAAAAAAGCAUUUAAUCUGCUAGUGUUCCCUAUUAAAAUAUUGGACAUGUAGGUAUUAUACCAUUUUCAAUUUGGUUAGAGUUUCAUAUGCUCUCCUCCAUAAGAUACAAUUUUUGUUUAUUAUUGAUAUUUUAUUUUUAUUUAGUUUUAAGUUGUAAGUUAAUUAAUAUAAAUUAUGAUUAUGACAUUUUUCAGCUACAUAUGUGACUUAAAAGAAGAAAAUAAACAGGCAAAUGACCAAAAUAUUGAAAUAAAAAAAGAAAUUGAUUUAAUAGAUAGUUGUAAGUAUGAAAAUGUAAAUACUUCACCACGUCAUAUAGAAACUAAAAUUGAAGAAAAAUCAUACCACUUUUCACCAACAAAACCUUUCAAAAACAAUUUGAGUAUCAAAUCACUUAGACAAAAAUCUGAUUCAGUUUACAAUGGAACUCAUAACAGUCAGAAACAAUUUAAAUGUGAUAUUUGUCAACAUUCAUUUACUCAAUUUUCUAAUUUAAAACGGCAUAAAAUGAUUCAUACCGGUGAAAAAGCUUACAAAUGUGACAUCUGUGAAAAAUCAUUUAGACAAAAAUCUGAUAUGAUGAUACACACAAGUGCUCAUACUGGUAAAAAACCCUUUAAGUGCAAUAUUUGUACAAAUUCUUUUGCGUUAAUGUCCCGUUUAAAACAGCAUAUGAUAAUCCAUACUGGAGAUAGGCCUUAUAAAUGUCCCACUUGUGAAAAAUCAUUUAGACAAAAAAAAGAUUUGCCAGUACAUAUAAGGACUCAUACAGGUGAGAAACUUUUUACGUGCGAUGUUUGUGAAAUGGCAUUUUGUAAAAUGAUGUCUUUAAAGAAUCAUAAGUUAACUCAUUUAAAAACCAUUUAGACAAAACUCAUGCAAACUCAUAACAUUCAGAAAUACUUUAAAUGUGCUGUUUGUGAAAUAAUGAAUUUACUAAAAUUGUCGCUUUAAAGAAUCAUAAAUUCAUUCAUACUGGAGAAAGGACUUACAAAUGUGACUUAUGUAAAAAUUAAUUUUGAUUAAAGAACUUUAUUGGCUAUUCUUAUUCAGCCACUCUUACUGGAACACUUUGUAAACACCAAUGUGCUUUGUAUAAAUAUUUUGGUGUUAAGAUUGAAUAUUGUCCAGUCAUAAUUUCCACAGAUCUUUCUAAUGUAACUAAAAUUGCCUAUGGAGAUAUAUUUUUAGACGAAUCAUUUUAUAAACCAAUCAUAAAAGAAAAUAACCGUGCAAUUAAUAAUGUUAAAAUUGAAACUAUUGAAGAUACUGAAUAGUUCUAGUAAUAGUUAAAGAUAGUAAUAACCAAAACAAAAAUAUAAAUAUCAAACAAACAUUUUUGUUCAUCUUCAAGUUACAUUUCAAAUAAGAAAAUUAAUAGUCAAGGAGAAUGUGAGACUAUUAUACACCGCUGGUUAAUAAGUUGCAUUGAGAAAAAUAUGGUCCAUGAUCAAAGUUCAACCAACAAUAAUAGCAAGAUCUAUAACAAUUAUAAAAGGUAGUAAAACAAUUAUUAGUAGGUUAACCACUAUAAGAAAAAAAUAGAAACCUAGGAUUGAAUAGAAAUUUAAUCCAAAAAAAAUUUAAAAUUUCAUGCACCUUUUAACUUGUAAAGGCAUAUUAAUACAUUUUACACAGUUUGUUUAUUAUUUUUGUAUAACAUAUUAUAUUUUUAUUUCCUAAUUUAAAAAAAAUAUAUAAUAACUAAGUAUUCACUUAACAAAAUGUUCAUAAUAGCUUUUUUAAAUAUAUUAUUCCAAGAAUUUCAAUUUAUCAUUUAUUUACAUCUGAAUAGUUUUUUAAUAACAGCAGUUAUAAUUUUUAUAAAAAAGAGAAAAAAGCGAGCCUUGAUUUAUUGUGUUCGGUUUUUAUAUUUAUUGCAUUUAACUUUUCAAUUUUAAAAACUGACCAACAAUACUCAUUAUUAAAUUAUAUUAGUUAUUUACGUGUAUAACAAUUAAUUGUAUUAUAAAUGUUUUAGAUUCUGAGGGCAUCAUGGAAUGUAUUGGUUUUAUUAAAAUGUGUGCUUUUUUUUUUGUUAUUAUAUUCUAUACAUUUAAGCAAUGUAAAUAUUAAGGCAGACUGUAAAAACAAAAUGUAAUGAUUUAUACAUUAAGACAGAUUGUUAGAACAAAAAUUACAUUAUACAUGUUUUAACCCAUUGUGACUCGAACAUAAUAUAUAAUAUAUUAUAUUUUCCCUAAUCAGAAUGAUAAUCAGUGCUCUUUUACCUAUAGUUGGGGCAAUGAAAAACGAGCGCUGCCCAUCAUGCACCAAGUGGUUAUCAAUCUUCUAAACAAACAGCCCACGUUUUUUUAAAAAGAUUAAAUUAUUUAUAAAAAGGUAUGAUUAUUUUUUAUUGGUUAUGGAUUUAUUUUAUAUUUCAUUAUACAAAUAAUUAAAAAAAUAUUUACAAUGGAAAAAUAAUAAAACACAAAUAUAUUAUAACAAAAUGACAAUUUUUAUAAAAAUGUUUUGACAUCAUCUUCACUAUCUUCGUCGUUGCCAAAAUCACUGUCGUCACUUUGGAAGGUUAUGAUGAUCGGCUCUAACAAACUGUCUCUUAAUAUCUCUUUUUCAUUAUCUUGAUCCUGGAUUGUCUCAGCAUGUCUGACGCAUUUUUCCCAAUCAUAUUUUGAUACCAAAUCCAAUACCUUAUGAGUGAGUUUUUCGACACCCACCAUUUUGAACGUUGAAUUAUUUUUUGCCACUUCGCCUUUUAACUUGAGCCCAUAUAAGUUCAAUGGGGUUAUACUGACAAUGGUACAGUGGCAGUCUUACUGCUUCAUGGCCCAUUGAACAUGCUAUGUCAUCUAAUUCAUACCUAUUAUAUGACUGUUUCAACAAUUUCACACAUUCGUGAAGUCUGCUAAAGUUUUCAAUAAUGAAAAAUUAAUAUUUUGAUUAAAAAAAUUAUUUUCAAUAAAAUGGUAUCUGUCACUAGUUGACUGGAAAUUAUGAUGAACAAGACUGCAGGGAUCUUUAACCUUUUUAUAUAGCAAGCCAUAUAUUAUUUUUUAUAAAUCUUGUGGGCUGCAUUCGUAGUAAAUGCGUGUAUUUUAUACAAAAAUUCAGUUUUAUUAUUAUAAUUUGUGUGAUUAUAUUUUAAAUUGCAAAAUAUUAUUAUUAUUAAAACAUACAAAUAUAUAUAUGUAUAUGUAUAUAGAUUAACAUAUUUCAAAUACCAGCUGCGUAUCAAUGAAGCCUAUGGUAGUCUGCCUAAUAUUCACCUUGAAAAGUAUCACCUGUGUUGUGGCAGUAUGCAUUUAAAAAUAAACACAACUAUACAGUACAUAGGCUCCUAAUACAAAUUUCUGAAUAUGUAAAACAAUGGUUUCUAAAAUGUUUUUUAACGUUUCUGACACCACAAUAUACAGAGUACCUGUGAACCAAUGAAUUAUUUCGUAAAAAUACUUAGUACAAACUUUUGAAUAUGGGUUCAUAUAGCGUUAAAAUUAUUGUCCUAUAUACAAUUAAAAUAAAUGGACAAUAAAUUUUAAGACUAUCAAAUCCGAAUGUAUAGUUUUCUUUAAAGUUACACCGUUUUAAACAAAUUAUUAGUUAGGUGCUUGUUAGGUUAACUAUUUAUAUUAAUUUGGUAGGUACUUUGUAUAAUUUUUGUUUAGGGACUCAGUAUCUUGUAGUUGAUGAGGUAAAAAUUUGAAAAUUACAAGGAGUGUUAAUAUAAAUACAUAAAGACACAAUUUGUAAGAAAUAGAAAACAUGGUUAUUAUUAGUUAUUAUUAAGAGAUUAUACCACUGAACUAUGUACUGAAGCCACAUUUUCUUUUAGAAAACAUUUAGCUUUUAAGUUGUGUUAUUGAAUUAUAAUAUAAUUAUAAUGAAAAAUAUUGUUCAUUAUUUCUUUUAGGAAGUACAAAUGAGGUAUAUGAAUUAUAUUCAAUAUCAUUAUUAUGCAUUUCAUCAACGUGGCCACAAUUAUUAUUACUAUUUGGAGUUAUAGUAAGUGUUUCAAUUUCCUAUAAGUAUGUUAAAUAAAUCAAAAUUACACAAAAUAUACUUAAAAUGGUGUUAAAUUAUUAAAUUGCUUUAUCUAGU